Molecule: messenger RNA, 1059 nt
Organism: Sordaria macrospora k-hell
Lineage: Eukaryota; Fungi; Ascomycota; Sordariomycetes; Sordariales; Sordariaceae
Source: RefSeq, a predicted model, not a curated record
AUGUGGACAAUCGUCGCCCGCUUUGCCGAGGCCGCCGCCUCCGUCUCCCACUACAUCCGUGAUGAGCCCUGCGCAACCGGCAUCCAUCUGCUCGUCGCCCGCGGCACUACUGAAGCUCCGGGUGUCGGGCGGAUGGGCGUUGUUGCCCGGAAAGUCACCUUGGCCAUCCCCGGAUCUACCAUCGAGGCCAUCGACUAUCCCGCUGUCUUCUCCAACUACAGCGAUUCCGAGGAGAAGGGAGCCAUUGCCUUUGAGAAGAGGCUCAUCGCUUACCAUGAGAGGUGUCCGGACACCAAGGUUGCCCUGCUGGGAUAUUCCCAAGGCGCGCACGCCAUGAUGGACUCGCUUUGCGGCAACUCGGGAGAGGGCAAUGAUUACCAGGCUAGCAAGGGGUAUUUGGAGGUGUUCAACGAGACUGUCGUCGCGGCCGUUGCCUACGGUGACCCAAGCCACACAGUCAACGGAACCGAUGGCGGCGCUCCCUGGAACCUUGGCAGCAGCACCCACAAUGGCGUAAGUUUCCCUUUUUUCAUCAGCCUCCCUUCUUAUUUAAUGAGCUGUAUUGACAUAAUAUCAAGAUCUUCCCCCCGCGAGAACAUGACCUCCUGCCUUCCCCUCGCUGACCGUAUCGCCUCUUGGUGCGAUACCGGCGACGUCUACUGCGAUAAUGGCCAGGACAGCACCGUCCACGGGGGCUACUUUGGCAACUACACCACCGAGACUGUCAACUGGAUCGUUGAGAAGUACAACGCUGCGAUUGCUGCUGACCAGAAGGACGGUGGUUCCGACUCGGGUAACUCGACCUCCACCGUUCCUGCUUCUUCGUCGACCUCCACCGUUCCUGCUCCUUCGUCGACCUUCACCGUUCCUGCUCCUUCGUCGACUUCCACUGGUGUUGCUGCCCCUACUGGAUCCGGAUCGCCGGUUGUGAGCGCGACGCCCAGUGUCUCUGCCUCAGGCACGCCUGUUGAGGGUGCUGCUGUCAGUGUGCGUGGAUCGAGUAUGAUGGUUUUUGCGGGUGUUGUUGGUGCUGUUGGUAUGGGUUUUGGUCUCUUUUAG